This is a messenger RNA of Gasterosteus aculeatus aculeatus (three-spined stickleback), 2473 nucleotides long. RefSeq names its product septin 2 (gene septin2). Lineage: Eukaryota; Metazoa; Chordata; Actinopteri; Perciformes; Gasterosteidae. The record is from RefSeq and is a predicted model, not a curated record. Gene Ontology annotation, molecular function: GTP binding. Gene Ontology annotation, biological process: cell division.
CCUGACCUUCGGUGUUAACAUCCGGGAACUCUUCGUGUGCAGCGUUGGCCCUGCUGCUGUCGCGGUGCAUUGUGGUCCGUGUGCCAAAGGAAGCCGCUACACCGGAAUCUGAAGAAUUUGGAGGUGUCCGCCAAGUCUACUGUUCAUCGGCGGCUAGUCUCUCAGCAUCUAAAACAUCUGUGCUGCACUUUCUACGGUCGGUCUAGAAGGUUUAACAAGGACAAGAAAUGUCUCAGGCCGACAAAAUGAAGCAGGGGCAGUUCACCAACCCUGAAACCCCGGGGUAUGUUGGAUUUGCCAACCUCCCUAAUCAGGUUCAUCGCAAAUCAGUAAAGAAAGGAUUUGAGUUUACGUUGAUGGUUGUAGGUGAAUCUGGACUUGGAAAAUCCACCCUGAUCAACAGCCUGUUCCUCACUGACCUUUACCCCGAGAGAGUCAUCCCUGGAGCAGCAGAAAAAAUAGAAAGGACUGUUCAGAUUGAGGCGUCAACGGUAGAAAUUGAGGAGCGAGGGGUGAAGCUCCGUCUCACUGUGGUCGACACGCCAGGAUAUGGAGACGCUAUCAAUAGCCAAGACUGUUUCAGCACCAUUAUCAGCUACAUCGAUGACCAGUUUGAGCGCUACCUCCAUGACGAGAGCGGUCUAAAUCGCAGACACAUUGUCGACAAUAGAGUUCACUGCUGCUUCUAUUUUAUUUCUCCGCUGGGCCAUGGGCUGAAACCGCUGGAUGUUCAGUUUAUGAAGGCCAUUCACAAUAAGGUCAAUGUGGUUCCUGUCAUCGCCAAGGCAGACACGCUCACCCUCAGAGAGAGGGAGAGGCUCAAGCGCAGGAUUCUGGAUGAGAUUGAUGAACACGGCAUCAAGAUUUACCACCUUCCUGAUGCCGAGUCCGAUGAGGAUGAGGACUUCAAAGAGCAGACCAAGAUCCUCAAGGCCAGCAUCCCAUUUGCGGUGGUGGGAUCCAACCAGCAGAUUGAGGCCAAAGGGAAGAAGGUGAGGGGCCGCCUGUACCCAUGGGGAGUCGUGGAGGUGGAGAAUCCAGAACACAACGAUUUCCUCAAGUUGCGGAUCAUGCUGAUCACCCACAUGCAGGAUCUACAGGAAGUGACCCAGGACCUUCACUACGAGAACUUCCGCUCGGAGCGCCUCAAACGGGGUGGCAGGUUGUCCUCCCAUGGUUACAUUCUGCCUCUUUCUCCUGCAAAUGGACCGGAGCCGGAGGAAAUGGACAAGGAUAUGAUCCUGCAGGAGAAGGAGGCUGAGUUGAGACGAAUGCAGGAGAUGAUUACCAAGAUGCAGGCCCAGAUGCAGAAGCAGGGAGACGGAGAUGGAGACGGCCCCAAUAUGUGAGAAGUCGAUGGUAUUUGAGCCACUGCUCGAGUUCGACGGAGGAUGGCAGAAAACGCCUAAGCAAGUUAUUGACUUGUACUGCUUGCCACUAUUUUUAUUCUAAUCCUACACAGAUCUGGAUUUUUUUUUAAAUAUAUAUAUACACAUACAGUGAAGUAUAUUCAAACAGUAUUACAUUUAUAUAUUUUCACACGGUUCGGUUUUUUUUUUUUUAAAUCUUUUGCCAGUUACUGAAAUGAAGUCACAGGACUUAUCCUUUUUAAAAUGGUGGCAUAUAUCUUUGAUACAAACUGUUACAUUUUCUUUUUCAUUUAGAAAAGCAAAGUACUGCUGCUUGUAGUUCUAAAACAUCUCUCAGCAUGCGCUAACUGCUCUGUGAAGGAGCUUCAUGGGAAGUUGCCUAUGCUAAAAACUAGUAGCAGAAGUAGCUUUUUCCACCAUUGUUAUGCCAUUAUCUUGAUCUUCAAGUGAAGGGGUAACAUUAUUUUAUUUUCCCUCUGAUUCAUAUGUGACCACGCAAGCCUCCCAAUGAAUAGGGUCCAUUAACUGUCAAUCAUAUUACUCACCUCCUCUGCAUGCAGCUCUCAACCCGUCUGGUCAAAUCUUCAGGUGAACUUUCUUCUCUAGUGUUAUGAUCAGCGUCGCCCUUCACUGAAGACUUGUUAUCCGUUAGUGAGGUUCUCUGAUCAGUGUCUUAAGUAAAAUGGUAACCUCCUCUUUGAGUUUGACAUGAAUUAGAUGAGCCCCUCCUGACCUCCUACAGUAGACCUGACAAACAAAGGAUGCCUGUUUAGUGCUUUCGGUCAAUUAAAAGUAAUCACCCCAUGUUUCCUCCAUACUGUAAAGUGAAGUCAUGUGCCAGAGAGCUUUAGCUGUGUGCGUUCUUUUUUUGACGCAGUGAGAUUUGUGGUAUAAACCUUUACCUGUCGCAACUGCCGUGUACUUUGUGGUUUCCAUGACCACAGAGGUUUAAAGUGACCCAAUGAGGUCAUUGUAGCCAACGUUUCCCUCACCAGCCAAGAUGCGAGUUCUUGACAUUCCUUUGUGUUUUUAUCUAAUAAAGCACCAAAUAGUUCUUGAUGCAUAUAUUGUAAUAAGUUUUAUUAAACUUUUAUUAAUCCUUA